Molecule: messenger RNA, 1164 nt
Organism: Pogoniulus pusillus (Red-fronted tinkerbird)
Lineage: Eukaryota; Metazoa; Chordata; Aves; Piciformes; Lybiidae
Gene: HOXB13
Product: homeobox B13
Exons: 5
Coding region: 1-1164 (387 amino acids)
Biological process (GO): regulation of transcription by RNA polymerase II
Molecular function (GO): RNA polymerase II cis-regulatory region sequence-specific DNA binding; DNA-binding transcription factor activity, RNA polymerase II-specific
Source: RefSeq, a predicted model, not a curated record
AUGAUGGUGCACGAUGACAGGGACGUGUGGACAGUGGCUUCAGAGAGGUACAUUCUGUUGCAUGUUAAAGAAAAGAUUCAGCCCGACCUUUCCGUGAAGGAAACCAGGGUGAGACACGGGGAAACUGGUGCCCGCUCGGCAAACACCCACCCGUCUGUCGCGGCCACCGUGUCGCAGCCCUCCGGUUAUGGGUUGGUUCAAAGCAAACGGGGAGAAAAGAGAGGCCCUGCCUUAUCCUUCUUCCCGAGGAUACAGAUUUCUGACAGCGGGAAUCCCCCUGAGCCCCGUGGCCCCCCGGGCCUUGAGGGGCUCCUGGCAGCCGGCGGCUUCGCAGGCGGCCAGGGCAGGGGGCUGCUGCCUCCUCCCCCCCCAGCUCUCGGCGGUCCGUCGCCUCCCCCUGGGAUGAAUCCCGGUUACCCGGCGGAGGGACCGGCCGAGCAUCCCAAGCCGUGUCCGGCUGCCGCCCCACCACCACCGCCGCCCCCUCCGGUUGCCCCGCCGGGUCCCGCCGCCUCCGCUCCUCUUCCCUAUGGAUAUUUCGGCAGCGGCUACUACUCCUGCCGCGUUUCCCGCAGCUCCCUGAAAACCGGCCCGGUUCAGGGGCCCUUUCCCGGUGAAAAAUACCUAGACACCCCUGCUGGCAGCGAGGAUUUCCAGAGCCGCCCUACCGAAUUCACCUUCUACCCGGGCUACGGGGCUCCUUACCAACCCGUUACCGGUUACCUGGAUGUAUCGGUGGUACCGGGGUUGGGAGGUCCGGGGGACGCCCGGCAUGAGACUCUGCUGCCCGUGGAUAGUUACCAUCAACCGUGGGCUCUGGGCAGCAGCUGGAGCAGCCAGAUGUGCUGCUCCAAAGAGCAGGGCCAGGCCGGGUACCUCCUGAAAUCCGCCUUCGCAGACUCCGCCGGUCAGUUGCCCUCCGACGGCUGCUCCUUUCGGCGGGGCCGUAAGAAGAGAGUCCCGUACAGCAAAGGGCAGCUGAAGGAGCUGGAAAAGGAAUACGCCAGCAGUAAGUUCAUCACCCGUGACAAGAGGAGGAAGAUCUCCGCUGCCACCAACCUCACGGAGCGGCAAAUCACCAUCUGGUUCCAGAACAGGAGGGUGAAGGAAAAAAAAGUCGUCGCCAAAAUCAAAAGCAGCAGCAACAGCAGCAGUACCCCGUGA